AUGGAAAUAUCCGAACUUGACUUGCCUUAUGUCCUGAGGACAAACCACAGUAUUAUUUUGUCUGAAUGUUUGGGAAACUGUUCUGACGGGAAUUAUGUUGUAAGCAAACACACAAACGAUCAUCUUGGUAUGUCCAGAUACGCGAUCAUAUUCCUGGUAUAUCUGGUAGAUGUCGUUAUAAUACCCGUUGUCUUCCCCGCCAUCUUGUUCGUUGCCUCGACUAUAUUGUGGAAUAUCAAUGUCUGGUGCUCACGUGAUCCAUCAUGCUCACUUCCGUUACCCCCCGGAAGUUCCGGUCUACCUGUGAUUGGAGAAACGCUCCACUUCUUAUUCAAGGGACGAAAGUUUUUCGAUGAGAAGCGGAAAAAGCACGGCAACAUUUACCGGACUCACAUGCUCGGGAAACCCACCAUACGAAUUGUUGGAAUAAAGGGGGUUAAGCAAAUAAUGGCGGGCGAGAAUUUCCGAGUGACAGCAGAAUGGCCUAGAAGUACCCGGAUGUUGCUCGGAGGCGGUAGUCUAUCAUCAUCAACGGGAAUAACCCAUUCCAUCCGAAAGAAGGCUAUACUUAGGGCAUUUACCCAUGAAGCCAUCAGUUCGUACACGCCCGUUGUUAUGGACGUGGUACGGGACUACAUCAACAGUUGGUGUGAAAAGGUCAACAUACUAGGUUACAAAGAAUUCCGAAGCCUGAACUUUGAACUCACGUGUCGAGUACUAUUGGGUAUCAACAUGGACCAAGAGGAAAAGUCAAAGCUGAUGGGCAACUUUGAAACAUUUCUGGGAAGCCUGUUUAGUCUACCUGUCUGUGUUCCGGGGUUUGGACUGUAUAAGGGUAUGAAGGCCAGGGAUAUGCUCCUACAAAAGAUAGAACAGUGCAUUAAAGAGAAGCAAGGAUCAGGGUCCCCACACAGCUUCAUGGACGCUCUCAGCCUGAUGAUGGACAUAGAAGGCGACGAGAAACUAACGCUUGCAGAGGCUAAGGAUGUUGGUCUUGAACUUUUGUUCGCUGGACACGAGACGACCUCGAGCGCUGCUUGCACGUUAGUGUUGCAGCUGACAAAACACCCAGAAGUAAUGCUGAAGAUUGUCGACGAACUAGCUCGAUACGGAGUGACAGAUACCUUAGAUGUUGACAUCCCUUAUGAUACUAUAAACAAGCUCAGAUAUACCCGUGAUGUUGUGAAGGAAGUGUUACGUCUUACACCGCCUAUUGGCGGGGGUUACAGGAAGGCACUCCGUACAUUCGAAGUUGGGGGUUAUCAAGUACCGAAAGACUGGGCUGUAGUCUACUCAAUAAGGGACUCCCACGAGUCGUCCGAAUUCAUUGAAAGUCCGGAAAAGUUUGAUCCCGAUAGGUGGAGCCACCUAGAUGUUGACGACAGGCAACACUUUCUGGUAUUUGGAGGCGGAAAACGAGGAUGUGCAGGAAAGGAAUUUGCAUUGCUGGUGCUGAAGAUGUUGACUAUUGAGCUGGCACGAUCAUGCUCGUGGACAGUCCCUAAUACCGACCCGCCAAUGACGUAUCUACCUAUUCCCUACCCAAAAGACAAUCUGCCCAUGCAGUACGGGACCGUACCAAACGAGGCAACGGUCUCUCACUGUGUGACGUCCGUGUCUCACAACUGCCCAUCUCUAUAUAUUUUUGAAAUAUUACGUUAUGUGACCAUGGAGAUGAUAAGGAAGGCAGCAGUACCUAUAUGUAUAUAG
Molecule: messenger RNA, 1710 nt
Organism: Ylistrum balloti
Lineage: Eukaryota; Metazoa; Mollusca; Bivalvia; Pectinida; Pectinidae
Product: cytochrome P450 26A1-like
Biological process (GO): sterol metabolic process
Molecular function (GO): iron ion binding; oxidoreductase activity, acting on paired donors, with incorporation or reduction of molecular oxygen; heme binding
Source: RefSeq, a predicted model, not a curated record